GACAUCAACCCCUAUGUUAAGAACCAGUGCUUUAACUACAAGUAAUUUGUAAUAUUAAGUUUUAUCUUUUCUAGUUUUUAUAUAAAGAAAGAUGCGGUCACUGUUAUGGCUAAUAAUAUUUUAUUUUAUAGCCAAGAAUUUAAUUUUAAUUUUAAUGGGAAGCGGGAAACAAACUAGCUCGAUUUGCAUAGCUAGGAGUCGUUGCCCUGCGUGACCGCGCAUGCAGGCGCGCUCCCGUAGCUGAGAGGUUGCUCUGUCAGCUACCACACAUAAAGGAGCGGCUGUCGAUACACAGACGACCCAGAAGAAACCAAAACUCUGAUUGAACUUUAGGUUGGCGUCACCAUCCCUGAAAAUGAGUGGCAUCAAAGACCAUCCGGUUAUACUGGGAGUCUCAAAGGUGGUUCUCUUUGUCAUGCCCAUUGCCUAUAUUGCAGUCGGGGCAGUAUACUUCAACGAGUGUCCAGUCCAGGAGAAGAUCCCCAUCUACCUGAUCGUGUCGGGGGUCUUCUCCAUAGUUCUCAACCUCCUAUCUUGCCUCCCCUGCAUUGACAGCAGGAAAGAUGCACCGCAAACACCGGGGGGCCAGGUUCUCACCCUCUGGAACUCGCUGGUGUCCUUGUUCCUCUUCUGCUGGUUCAUUUCAGGCAACAUUUGGAUCUACUCGAUUUAUAAGCCCGAGUACAACAAGAACGCUACCGAUGUGUCGCGCUACUGUAACAAGACGCUCUACCUGUUCGCCUUCUGGAACGCCACGCUGGUCUACAUCCUGAUUAUUCUGUUCAUUCUCACCGGCUGCUGCGUCCUCUGCGGCUUCUUCCUGUUGGGCCGGGCCGACAACGACGACGACGCCAACCAGCAGGCGUGAGAGAGACCGCAGAGAAAACUGGAGCUGGGAUGCUCGUUGGCUUUUGUUGCGCCAGCUGUGCAAAACAGCUUAUUAUAAUAAUAUAAGUUUGAAAAAAGAAGAAUAAAUAUUCAGUUUAGUGACUUUUAUUUUUUUAUGGCUGUUGAAUCUCUACGCUUUGCUGUCGGACGACUUUUUACACAGGCUGUAUUCGCCUUUUGUUCUUUCUGCUGUAUUUUGUCUACCACUGUGAAUCAAUGAAUGAAAGUUUUCUGUUUGUUUGGACUGCGGUGCUAAAAGACAAGUUUGGUGGGGUGUUUACAUCUUAAGCUUUUUGGAAGGAUCAAGAGGAAAUCAUAAAAGAUCUCUUUUAAUUUA
Messenger RNA from Gambusia affinis (western mosquitofish), 1225 nucleotides. RefSeq names its product transmembrane protein 272-like. The transcript is spliced from 5 exons. Bases 356 to 868 code for a protein of 170 amino acids. NCBI's taxonomy places the organism in Eukaryota, Metazoa, Chordata, Actinopteri, Cyprinodontiformes, Poeciliidae. The record is from RefSeq and is a predicted model, not a curated record.